Messenger RNA from Cladocopium goreaui, 2069 nucleotides. The record is from the annotation of a GenBank genome assembly. NCBI's taxonomy places the organism in Eukaryota, Dinophyceae, Suessiales, Symbiodiniaceae.
AGGACUACGCGGCGCGCGUUCGCAACCUGCCCCUGAUGGACGGCACCGAGCCGGUGGAGGAGGAACUGAAGAGACGCUUGGAGGAUGCCACGGGGCAGAAGGUCGUUGGCGUCUCAGUUUGCUGGGACUUCCAAGAGCACGAAGAUGAAUUGCUGGAAUUGAUUGAAAGCAAGCUGGUGGAGAAGGACGAGAAGAUGGGACCGACCACUGUGCAGGCCGACGCGCCGGAGCCCGAAAGUUUCUUCGCCCGCAUGGAACGCUCCAUGUUGGCCGCGGAGGCUGAGCGCGUCGUGGUGAAGGGCGAGAUGACCGAGGAGGAACGGCAGACGGCCAGCCGUGAGGCUCAAGCAGCCAAUCCUGAGGAGAUGAUAGAAGAAUGCAAGGAGGUGGAUGUGGUUGGAAUCCUCAAGAGCAUCAAGACUUGCCCGGAUGCCUAUGCCAUCUUCGAGACGGAAGCUGCUCGUGAUGCAGCCGUGGACGCAGUGCAGAGCGCUGGCGUCGAGUUCCAUGGAAACGUCCUGAAGCUGAACGCCUCGCGCGUGGAACCCCAAACAGUGAACUGGAGGAAUUGUGCCAACACCGACCUUGUAGUGAAGGCGAAACGCGUGGCCAUGGGCUUUUGCAUCAUGCUGGCGGGCCUGGGGCUCUGGGUGGUCGCCUUCUACCUGCCCUACGCCUGGUUCACCCUAACCUUCAACUACUCCUAUGGCCAAGAGCCGGGCUUUGUGGCCGGCAUGACCUUCUCUAUGGUCGUUGUGGCAGGGAAUGCCUUGAUGUACUUGGUGUGUUCAGAGGUCGCAGACCGCACGAGAUUCAUCUAUGUGGACGACCGUGAGGUCUGCUACAUGCUGCUAUACUGUUUUGCCUGUGUGUUCAACGUUGCGCUGGACUUGAUCACCACCUACAUGGUGGCUUAUCGCAUCAACGUGGGCUUGCGAAUGAAGACCUAUGAUGGAACCCUCUUGGAAAACUUGCAGCAGUUUUCGGAUCGUUUUGAGUCCUAUGCCAUGCAGCGAACAUUGGCCAACAACCUCUACGCAUAUGCUUUCCCUGCCACGUUCCUCAUUCCCUUUUUGAUCGAACCCGUGGCCACCAUCUAUGCACCCUACAAGAUGAUGAUGGCCAUCGUUCGUACCCAACCAUCCAUGAAGGGAUUCAUGGCGGAACGUUUGUUGGGAAGUUUGGUCUUUGACCUCUCGCGCUAUGCCGAUUUGAUGCUGGAUGUCAUGAUUGCUGUGCUCAUCUUCUUCUUCCCAGGUGGCUACAACAUCCAGAUGUUCGUGGGUUUGGCUGCCUCGCACGUGUACAUCUACUUUUUCGACCACUACCGCGUGUUGCGUUCCAUCCAGAGCUGUAACUAUGCUGACAAGAUGGUGGACUGGUGGACACAGUGGAUGAUGUCAAUUCCCUGCGGCUUUAUGUUGGCUUGCGUGGUCUUCAAAGCCAACUGCCAACCGGGCUACCCCUGCGUGGAUGGCGACACCAUGGUGGCUGGCUGUGCGGUGGCCUUCUUUGCCCACAUCGUGCUCCAUACCUUGGCGCUGAAGUUCGUGGUCCCCAUGUUCGGCUUGAGUGGGGAAUCGGAUGGGGCCGACAGCAACACCUAUCAAGAUUGCUCCAGGCGAAUAGCCUGUUCCUGGUUCAGCGCCAACCCCAUGUACUGCUUGCGGUCUCAGUACGUCUACCAGCACAACCCACCCUGUGUGUACUGCAUUCCAGGUAAGGAGCACCUCAUUGAGGUGAACGAAGAUAUCGGACUCUACUUCAACGAUUGCCCUGCCAAGGAGGAAGAUUAUGAUGCGCCGCAUGUGGAUGUGGAGGCAGUGAAGGAGAAUCUGAAGGAGUUGAAGGGCAAGGCCAGUCAGCACUUUGAGGAUAUGAAAGGCAAGGCCACUGGACAAUUGGAGGAGCUAAAGGGAAAGGCUUCCGGCCAUUUCGAGCAGCUUCAAGGCCAGAUGAGUAGCUGGAGGAUGCCUGGCUUCGGGGCUUCCUCUAGCGAUGAGCCGAGCAAGCCCUUGGACGAUGCCAAGUGAGAUCCGCAACCAGAUCCCAGGGGCCAAACGGAGAAA